This is a messenger RNA of Cannabis sativa, 718 nucleotides long. RefSeq names its product histone H2A.1-like. The transcript has a single exon. Gene Ontology annotation, cellular component: nucleosome. The coding region runs from base 119 to 571 and encodes 150 amino acids. NCBI's taxonomy places the organism in Eukaryota, Viridiplantae, Streptophyta, Magnoliopsida, Rosales, Cannabaceae. Gene Ontology annotation, molecular function: DNA binding; structural constituent of chromatin; protein heterodimerization activity. The record is from RefSeq and is a predicted model, not a curated record.
UAAACUCACACCCACCGUACCCACCAAAAUCAACGCAGAACAAAAUCAUAUUCCCUCCAACUCCGAUCAUUUUCAGAACCUAAAUUUCAGAGAAAAGCUUCCAACUUUCGUUUCAGCAAUGGACACCGCCAAAGCAACCAAGGGAGGAGCCAAGGGAGCCGGAGGAAGGAAAGGCGGAGACAGAAAGAAGUCGGUGACCAAGUCCGUCAAGGCUGGACUUCAAUUCCCCGUGGGUCGUAUCGCUCGAUUCCUCAAGAAAGGAAGAUACGCUCAACGUACUGGAACCGGUGCUCCCGUCUACCUAGCUGCCGUUCUUGAAUACCUCGCCGCUGAGGUUUUGGAAUUGGCCGGAAAUGCUGCACGUGACAACAAGAAAACAAGAAUUAACCCUAGACACGUUCAAUUGGCUGUGAGGAACGAUGAGGAAUUGGGGAAAUUGCUCCACGGUGUUACAAUCGCCAGCGGUGGUGUUCUUCCCAACAUUAACCCAGUUUUGCUGCCAAAGAAGACUAAGUCUGCUGAAUCUGAGAAAACUGCAACUAAAUCGCCCAAAUCUCCUAAGAAGGCCUAAACGCGUUAAUGGAAAAUAAUAGGAAAAACUAGGUCUGGUUAUGUAAUUAGGUCUUGUAUUUCCCCUUUUCGUGUUGUUUUGGUUCUUGUAGAAAUAUGUAGUUCGAUAUAUUUUUAAUUUAAUGGAAAUUCACUCUUUUUCUGUUAA